AUGAAGCUCGCCGCCACCCUCUUCGUCGUCGCCGCUGCUGGCAAAAACAAGGACCCCGUCAGGCGAAUCAACAAGCUCCGAGGACACGCCGAAACCCUCCUUGACUUGGCCGACAACAACACCACCACCUCCGACAAGAACGUCGCCCGAGCCCAGAAGUGGGUCGACAAGGUCUUCGCCGAUGUCGCCAAGAUCGACACUACCUUCCCUUGCCCCUCUGCCGAAGAAUCCGACGAAGUCCUCGUCUUUGAUCAGGACAACUUCUGCAAGCUCAACAGCCAGCUCGGAUCUGCCCUCCGAUCCUUCGUCCGAACCUACGGCUGCGACGGCUCCUUCCCCAAGAAGAACUUCGCCAACGUUUUCGCCAAGCGAACCAACCGAAUGAAGAACAUCUUCUCCCGAAUCGCCGACUGCUAA
This is a messenger RNA of Oikopleura dioica, 417 nucleotides long. NCBI's taxonomy places the organism in Eukaryota, Metazoa, Chordata, Appendicularia, Copelata, Oikopleuridae. The record is from the annotation of a GenBank genome assembly.